GGUCUGCGAUCAGGUGGCAGCCCCAAGGGAAACUGAUUGCUCAGCUCCGCCCGAAAACCGAAUCGAAACAAUAACAGAAACAGAAACCGUUGAGUUAAUCGGAAAGGGAAUUCGCGGAAUCCAGUAAAUCCAAUAGCUCCGUCGGCGCCAUGUCCACCCUGAACCGCCCCAAGUCCCCGCACACGCCCACCGCCAUCAAGAAGGGCGAGAAGGAGGACAGUUUCUGGGACAAGUUCAGCACUUUGGGUCGCAAACGCGGCACCCGCGAAGUGAAAAAGGUGCAGGAGGAGGGCAAGUACGCCAUCGACUCACCCGGAUCGCCCAGCCAGUAUGACAUCCCGCCCGAGGACUACGCCCUGCGCGAGCACGAGCAGCGCGCCGUCAUCGAUCCGCAGUCCAUCAACGAUCCCGAGGUGAUCAAGCUGCAGCGCAUCCUCGUCGACUGGAUCAACGACGUGCUCGCCGAGCAGCGGAUCAUCGUCCAGCAGCUGGACGAGGACAUGUACGACGGCCAGGUGCUGCACAAGCUCUGGGAGAAGCUCACCGGCAAGAAGCUCGACGUCCCGGAGGUCACCCAGUCGGAGCAGGGUCAGCACGAGAAGCUCAACAUCGUCCUCAAGGCGGUUAACCAUACCCUCGGCUUCCACCAGAAGAUCCCCAAAUGGUCGGUGGCCAGCGUGCACUCGAAGAACAUCGUGGCCAUUCUGCAUCUGCUGGUGGCGCUGGUGCGUCACUUCCGGGCGCCCGUUCGCCUGCCGGAGAACGUCUUCGUCACGGUGGUGAUUGCGGAGAAGAACGCGGGCGUGCUGAAUGCUCAGAAGUUCCAGGAGCAGAUAACCUCGGAGUACGAUGACCUGGGCAUGCGCUGCGAGAAGGACGCCUUCGACACGCUGAUCGACUGUGCGCCCGACAAGCUGGCCGUGGUGAAGAAGUCCCUGAUCACGUUCGUGAACAAGCACCUGGCCAAGCUGAACUUCGAGAUCAGCGACCUGAACACGGACUUCCGCGACGGCGUCUAUCUGUGCCUGCUGAUGGGCCUGCUGGGCGGCUUCUUUGUGCCGCUGCACGAGUUCCACCUGACGCCGCAGGACGUCGACCAGAUGGUGAGCAACGUGGCCUUCGCCUUCGACCUCAUGCAGGACGUGGGCCUGCCCAAGCCGAAGGCGCGGCCGGAGGACAUCGUCAACAUGGACCUCAAGUCCACCCUGCGCGUCCUCUACAGCCUGUUCACCAUGUUCAGGGACUACGCCUGAAGCUAACUAAAUGCCACAGGAGCAACAAUCGGCGCCAAUUUAACAUUUUAUAUUAACUCUUUUUGUAAUGUUUACACGCUUAAUUUAUGUGCGUUCCCAAGCCAGGGAAUGGUUUUAUAUAUAAACAUAUUUAUAAACUUGUGAGUGUCGUACGUCUAACCACUGCGAAGUGCUAACCCUAAACCCAAACCCAAAUCGGCGGCCAGUUGUUAACUUGUCUUACUCACGUGCCACACGUAGCAGUUGUUACUAAGUGAAUUUACUAUAUUUACUACAUAUAUUAACCGACAUUGUGCCUUCAGAUCACACAGAGCUUUUGCGAAAUAUGUCACAGAUCAGAUCAGAUAUCAGACCUGUAAGUGUAGAAGUGUACGGGAAGAGUCUUCGAAAAAUUGUAUUGUGUACGUUAAAAAUUUGGAUUAGAAAAAUCAAUAAAUAUUGCCAAUAGCA
Drosophila takahashii is the source of this 1703-nucleotide messenger RNA. RefSeq names its product beta-parvin (gene parvin). Gene Ontology annotation, biological process: cell projection assembly; substrate adhesion-dependent cell spreading; actin cytoskeleton organization. Gene Ontology annotation, cellular component: focal adhesion; cytoplasm; actin cytoskeleton. Gene Ontology annotation, molecular function: actin binding. NCBI's taxonomy places the organism in Eukaryota, Metazoa, Arthropoda, Insecta, Diptera, Drosophilidae. The record is from RefSeq and is a predicted model, not a curated record.